UAACAACAUGUCUAAUCAUGCCAAUCAAACAUAACAGAAUUUAACUAAUCCACAUUAAGAACCCAAGUAAUUUCCUAAUAAUAAAUAGUCUCAGGAAUCGCAUCAGAUCGAAAAAAUUGUUCAUGUCUACAAUUAUUAAAUUCUUCUUUGCCGUACUGAUAUUUUUACUGCUCAGUCUCCAGAUCUAAUAUCACCUGGAUGUUAUUUCCAUUUUUGUGCUUUUUUUAGCGUACCAUCUCAUUGAUUUUUUGAAUGCCUUUUACUAUCAUUUGAAAAUGAAAAAAUUGUAGAUACGAUUGUAAACAUUCUUAAUUUAUACAGCAAGAAGAAAAAGUUAUUGUGCUAUCUUGGAGCCACAAUAUUUGAUUUCUUUUAUUUAAUAUGCUUAUUGCUGCUAACAAAAGUGGGUUACCAAUAUUUUGUUUACAGUAAUGUAUUUUUAGUAAUUGCGAUUCUAAUGAACUUUUACUCCCUCUAUCAGGAUAGAGCUUAAUUGGAGUCACUCAAAAUGUUAAAUAAAUUAUCCUUAUUGAUCAGGAUUUACGUAGCAAUAUGUUCACUAUUUAUAACUUUGAAAAUUGAUAAUAUCAUAAUUUGGAAUUGGACUCCAACAUUAUGGGGUGUUUGGGUCGGUUUAAUUUGUUUUAUUGGCAUAAGUGCAGGCUCUCUAAUAGUCACAUUUAGCAAGAUAAUAUAAUAUCUGUUUGACAGAUAAAAUCUAUAGAGAUCAGAAUGUAUUGCUAUAACAAUUAUUAGUAAUUUCCUACAUCUGGUUAACUCAACUGUUCAUAUUUGGGAGUGUUUCCAUAUCAUUAAGUUCUUUUGGUUAUUUAGAGUAUUUAGAAAAUCAAGCAAAUUAUUCUCACAAUUUCGUUGUGCAACAAUAUUUCAUAAUUGCUGAGUUCUUCAUUAUUUUCAUUUAUUCCAUAUAUUUUCGUAUUGAUAUCUGCGAAUAAAUAUACAUAACUCUCUAAGAUGAUGAACCAGUCAACUAAUAAUAAUUUUCUGUUAAUAUGCAAGGAAGCAAUCAAACUUUGUAAUAAAUCAAUCCAACAUCCUCGAGAACUUAGAUUCCUUAAGUUGUGUAAAAGAUAUCCAAAACAUAUUUUGGAAUUCCCACUAGAGUCAAGAAGGAAGGUGAUUAAGAUUCAAUCAGUGGUUCUCCUGUACUAAAGAAACCAUCUAAAGGACAUAAACGAGCAUUUUCUAGUCAAGGAGUAGCUUCUUAGAUGUUUUAAGAAAUGGAUUAAAUUGUUAUUGAUAAGUAACAGUCUAAUACAUAAAAUAAAAAUCCUAAUAAUGAAGCAAAACUUUAAAUUGAUAAAAAGAGAUGUAAUUCUCAAUUAGUAACAGUAAGUUAUAAUAAUAUUGUCUUAGAUUGGCCAUGAGGAAAGCAUUUAAAAUAAGAAUCAAGAAAUGAGUUUGAGUCAAACCAGCAACAUCUGUAUUGUGUGUUACGAAAGAGGGCCUAACGCAGUUUUUAUGAAUUGUGGUCAUGGAGGUACAUGUUAUCAAUGUGCUGUUGACAUUUGGAAAUAGAAAAUGCUUUGCUAUUUAUGCAGAAAUGUAAUUAUAAAUAUUAAUAAUAAAUUAGAAAAUUGAAUACAUUUUGAAGGUUGAUUUGGAAGACAGAUAUGGAGAUUUAUUUAAAGUUGUUUCUACUACUUAAAUGAUAGAUUAAUUUAAUAAAUGA
Paramecium octaurelia is the source of this 1693-nucleotide messenger RNA. NCBI's taxonomy places the organism in Eukaryota, Ciliophora, Oligohymenophorea, Peniculida, Parameciidae. The record is from the annotation of a GenBank genome assembly.